Messenger RNA from Austrofundulus limnaeus, 1574 nucleotides. RefSeq names its product mitogen-activated protein kinase 12b (gene mapk12b). The record is from RefSeq and is a predicted model, not a curated record. Gene Ontology annotation, molecular function: ATP binding; MAP kinase activity. Gene Ontology annotation, biological process: protein phosphorylation. Lineage: Eukaryota; Metazoa; Chordata; Actinopteri; Cyprinodontiformes; Rivulidae.
GGUUGGGGGAUCAGCUGGUCCAUCUGGAGGAAUUUUGCACCAAACAGUUUUUGCUUCGGAUCUGACUGCACCACAGAGAUUCAGGACUCGGGGGACCCCACGCAGGACCCCUGACUCGUCUUGUCCGUUGGGGUAUGGCCAUAGCUGUGCGCUCCAGGACAGGGUUCUACCGGCAGGAGGUGAACAGAACCGUGUGGGAGGUGCCGGAGAGGUAUCGGGAUCUGAAGCAGGUUGGAACGGGGGCCUACGGGACCGUCUGUUCUGCUUGGGACCGACGCUCAGGAGCUCAGGUUGCCAUUAAAAAGCUCCACCGGCCYUUCCAGUCCAAGCUUUUUGCCAAACGGGCCUACAGAGAGCUGCGGCUCCUCAAACACAUGAAGCAUGAAAACGUGAUCGGGCUGUUGGACGUUUUCACCGCUGAGAUCUUGCUGGACCGGUUUCGGGAUUUUUACCUGGUGAUGCCCUUCAUGGGCACCGACCUCGGUAAGCUGAUGAAGGUGGAGAGGCUGUCGGAGGACAGAGUUCAGUUCCUCGUUUAUCAGAUGCUCCGAGGCCUCAAGUAUAUCCACUCUGCAGGGAUCAUCCACAGGGAUCUUAAACCUGGAAAUUUAGCCAUCAACCCAGACUGUGAGCUGAAGAUUCUGGAUUUCGGCUUGGCCAGGCAGGCCGACGCUGAGAUGACGGGCUACGUAGUGACCCGCUGGUACAGAGCCCCUGAGGUCAUCCUCAACUGGAUGCACUACACGCAGACCGUGGAUAUCUGGUCGGCGGGAUGCAUCAUGGCAGAGAUGCUGCUGGGGAAACCGCUGUUUAAAGGGAACGACCAUCUGGACCAGCUACGAGAAAUAAUGAAGAUUACGGGAACCCCAACCCCUGAUUUUGUGGUGAAGCUGCAGAGCCAGGAUGCGAGAAACUACAUCAGGAGCUUACCCAARGUCCCAAAAAAAGACCUGCACUCCAUUUUCUCCAAAGCCAGCUCAAAUGCGGUGUGCGUCCUGGAGAAGAUGCUGCUCUUGGACCCCGAGUCCAGGGUGAGCGCGUCGGAGGCCCUGGAGCUGCCCCUGUUCGGCGAGUUCAGAGACGUGGAGGAGGAGACGGAGGCCCUGCCCUACGAUCAGACCCUGGACAACACCGACCUGCCGCUGGACCAGUGGAAACGUCACACUUUUACUGAGAUCCUGACCUUCAGACCUCACAGAGACUCCAGAGAAACGUCACUUUAAGAGACAAAAACCUUUAUGUUUCACACAAACAGAAAUAUUUUUACCUUUUUUUCUGUUUUAGUUAUGAUAAAUAUUGACUUACAGAUUUUUUUGUCAAUAAAUGAGGUUUGUGUAAAUUUCAUUUAAACUCUGUAUGAUGAAAGGCAUUUAGUUUUGUAAAUGUAUUUGUUAACUUUAUGACAAUUAUCUUUUUAUACAAACUGAAUUGUAAGAAAUGUUAUGAUUUAAAGCUAUAUUGUACAAUARUUGACUAAAAAACUAAUUAGAUCAUUUAUAAGAAAGUAGUUUGAAAUGUUAGUUUUUGUUUCUAUUUGUAAUUUUUCUUUGUUAUAUUAAACCAUGAGUAAUUUU